Paramormyrops kingsleyae is the source of this 1710-nucleotide messenger RNA. NCBI's taxonomy places the organism in Eukaryota, Metazoa, Chordata, Actinopteri, Osteoglossiformes, Mormyridae. The record is from RefSeq and is a predicted model, not a curated record.
AUAUAAGUGGGACACGGUGGUGCGCCCACGUCGACUCGACGGGAGCUGCUGGGAGCGCUGUUUGACUCGCUGAUCCUGGCCAGAUUUGAUGUUACCUAUGCAAAUAUUUUGUAAGGUUAUGGAAUGGAUAUUUUUCUUCUGAGUGUAACCUUGCAAUUCUCAAGAAGCCAUAACAUUUUUCCUCGAAAUAUCACCUGUUCGCAACAUCUCAAAAGCCCCUCGUCAGAAUAGCCUGCACAUAUUUAUGUGAUCAUUGUACAGCAUAAAACUAGCGAAGUUUCACACAUUGCCCGGGCGUGUAACCUGGAAAAACAUAGUGUUUUAGAUUGAAGAUCUGUACAGACCUAAGCGUGCAAAAUGAAACUGCUGUCAGCUGUCCUACUCUUUCUUAUUAUGACGGAAGUUUUUUGCGAAGAAUAUGAUCCCAGCGACUAUGAAAAUGACCUUAUCGACAGGGACCAAAUACAGGAUUCAAGGCUAACGUCUGAGGCACUGAAUACUAUACUGAGAAGAGCAGCAAGAAAACCUCGACCUCAACAGUUCUUUGGUCUAAUGGGGAGACGAUCUUCCAGGCAGAAACUCAAUUCCUUUGUGGGAUUGAUGGGCAAGAGGAACCAAGGGAUGCCAGAUCUGUAUGAAUGGAACAUGCCAGUGAAACAGCAGCAGUACCGCUAAGUCCUACAAACUGCAAACCCUCCGCCCUUAACCUAUAAACAUAAUGACGAUGUUUCCUUUACGUGGUUCAACACCAGUGCUGCGGCUCCCUUGAAACAUGUAUGUUAAAUUUUUGGAAGCUAGUUGCUACUUUAUUUUGAGCAAAUCACUUUGAAGAUACAAUAGUAUUAACACUGCCUUCAAAUAAGAUGUAUAUCUUGCUUUUGGUGCCUGGCAUGGACUAAAUGAAAUAAUUUGCCCUCUGAAGAACAGAUGGCUUUGAAACCAGCUAUCAAGUGAACCCUUACCUGGUUAGACAGAAAGCUAUAAAGUCAUUGUAGAGUUAUUCAUAAAUACUGCGUUGAUGUUGAUUCGUUGUUGCCGCUGCUGUUCUUGUCCUUCCUCACCUGUAACAGAUCGAGUACACAUGCACACAUUGGGAAACGUUGCUGGUUCAGUUCUUGUCCUUUCAGGAAUUUGCUUUGAUUUAUUAAAACGGAGAUAAAGACCAAAUGCGCUGUAUUGUUAUAUACACUCAUUGUUCUCUCUCUUAAAUGUUAUCCAUUACAUUUUGAGGAAAAAACAAAUGAAGUGUGACAGAUUCCAUGUGACGAAAAUCUUCUGAAAAAAAUUAAAAACAAGACACGGCCUGCUGAGAGAAACAAGACAUGUACCUUCUAUGUGCUUUCCGUGCGUACAUCUAAGUUUUAACGUUUAAAAAUGAGUACGGCCAAACGGACGAUGAAUGCGGUGAGAUAAUGUCAGUUUGUAGGUUCGAUUUAAAUAUGUGUGAACUCAAGCGUUUUAAGAGUACAUGUUAAAAUGCUAAGAAUCAGUUUUAUUUAAAUCGCAGCUAGUAUUAUUUAUCAUGGAUGUCACAACAUAAAUAUCAUGGAAAGGUAACCGCCGAACAAAUAACUCGUUUCGUAGUUGUACGACUGUUAAGGUUGUUGCUUGUUGCUGGGCCGAUGGUGAGUCAAUGCAACGUAAUUUCGUUCUGAUGUGCACUAACCGGUGUAUGUUCUGAAUGACAAUAAAGUUUGCUAUUCUAUUCUA